Molecule: messenger RNA, 5478 nt
Organism: Rhododendron vialii
Lineage: Eukaryota; Viridiplantae; Streptophyta; Magnoliopsida; Ericales; Ericaceae
Product: U-box domain-containing protein 44-like
Exons: 3
Coding region: 2713-5196 (827 amino acids)
Molecular function (GO): protein binding
Source: RefSeq, a predicted model, not a curated record
GGAAUAAAUUGAAUUAUUUCUCCUGUACUUUCAUCUUUUCUUCUCCUUUUGAAGUCCCUCCACAAAUCUUGUUCCAAACACAGACAAAAGUUUUGUCAUUCUGCUGUCUUGUGCAUCAUAGAUGGUAGACAUCUUGUUUGGUCAUAAUUCAGUUACGAAUCUGGCCAUUCAUUCUAAACUCGAUUUCUUCCAUCUAGUUAGGCACUCGCGCCCUCUGGUACUGCCAUAAUAAUGUCGGCUUGUUUCUAGAUAGAUUGUUGCCUAAUCACUUUUAUCAUUUCACCUGCUACUUCCACCAUCAAGGAGAUUCAUAACCAUGUUGUUCAAUCCCAAAUUUGGAACUGAACCAAUUUGUGUGUUUUAAGCUGGUAAAGCCAUUUUAUCUGAACCACCUCCAUCACCUGUCCUCCAUUUUUUCCAUCACCUGUCCUCCGUUUUUCCCAUCACAUGUCCUCCAUUUUAGCCCUUUCGAAACCACCUCUCAUCCAUAGGACACUCGUCUUAGAAAAGAAUGGUUAGCUUCAAGGAAUAAGUACAACGAGGGAAGUGUUUUGCCUUGAAAAUCUGUCAAAACUGAGAGGUGUGAUUUUGAAUCAAUCUCCAUCCCAGUUUUGCAAGCACUCCAUGACUAGGAGAUAGAAAUCAAGCACUCGAUUGUUUUAUCAAUCGUUGAAUGUAUUCAACUAACCCGAAUCAUCAGUUUUCAUGUAAUUCCCACACCACAGUCUCUGCUCUAUUGUCUGGCUUGCUCAUGUCAACUUCGAGGGCGAAAUUUCCAAUUCCCAGGCCACACGGAUGUUGGUAGUUAUGAGCUCUUCGAUUAACAAAAACCACCUGUUGUUAGUUGUAGCCAUCUCCUGUAUAAUUUGCUUCAAUUUGUUUACGUAAACUCGUAUAAAGCUUUUUUCACCUUAGGAACAAGGGCGAUACAGUGGACUUUCCCAAGUUCAUAAACAAAAGGCAACUGGACGAUAUCUGCAUAAAUCCGUCCUCAAAAGCUUGGCAAGAGACCCAACAUACCAUCAGGGUACCUUCCGGCCAACUAUUGUUAGCAGGGGCGCAAACAAGCCAAGUCAAGCCGAGCUUUAGGCUGUUGGAGCUCAGCUCAUUCAAACUACAGUGAGCUCAACCUCAAAUUGAGUACACUAGCCGAGCUACAGCUAGUCAACUAAACGAGUCCAACUGAGUCCAACCGUUAACGAGUUGAGCCCCUCAAACUGCUCACGAACAACUCGGUCGAUUUGCGGCCCUAAUAUCUUCCCCUUAAUGUUUGGAGCCACAUUCAAGUCAUCCUCGAUUAAAGCCUUAGUCACCUUGUGCACCGAACUUUCCAUGUAUACUCCACUCCAAUUUAUCAAUUUUGUCACACUGACCCGUUCUGCUAAGGUUUUUAUUUUUUUUCUAUAAAAAAAAGAUUCUUAUUUUUUAAGUACUUAUUUUUCGCUUUACGAGACAUGUCAUUCUCUCACUAUACAUAUCUUUAAUUCAAAAAAUAAAAAUAAGUACUUAUUUUAGUUAAUGAAACACAUCGUGAUUCCUCAAAUUAUAAAUUGUAGAAUAUCUACUUUCAAGAUGUUGUUGUGAACCAGUCAAAAAAAAAAAAAGAUGUGAUGAAAGAAAAAGCAAUUUAUUACUUCUGUAAUGCUUUUAUUAUCAUAUAUGUACUAUAUUAAAUUUGUACGUUGUUUGUUUAAAUAAUGGAAAAUAGUAAAAUACUGCAGUUGAGUAGUUGACCAGCUGAGGUGAGUAUAAAAUAAAACACAACAUACGAAUCUGUUUUUGUUUUUUUAAUUCUGAUAAUCAAACGUUUUUAAAUUCGUUAUAUAUGGUCACGUCACAAAUAGAGGCCUACUAAAUAAUGCACCUACCGAAAGCGGCCGCUGCAUUCAAAAAGCCCAGAAUAAAUGGUUCAUCUUUGAGCCUUUUUUUUGGUUGUGUGUGAAACUGAUCGUUGAGCUUUAAACCUUUGAACAUUCAAGAGAGAUAAAGAUACAGAGAAAGAGAGAGAGGGGAGUUGACCUCGUCUUCCCUCUAUCCCACACGUUGCUUCAGUGGAAGUUUGAAGAGAGAAUGUGAAGUCGUCAUUCUUUUACUGGUCAGAGUUCCAUAGUGGCAGAGAGAGAGAGAGAGACUUAACGAGGGGAUGCUUUUCUUCGCAACCAUACAAACUGCUAAACAGGAUGCUUUACCAACCAGGUCUGCUACACGACAUUUUCCUCUAUAGAUUUCUUUCUCUCACUAAACACAUUGCAGGCACAAGUAAAUCACACUCUCCCUCUCUUGGUCUUUUAUGCCUUGUGUCAUUAAUUCCACAUAAAUACAAGUAGAAGAAGACAACAACUAAAAUACAAGAAACCCCCUUCUCUCUCUCUCUCUCUCUCUCUCUCUGGAUUUUAUGUAUGUAGAUAAAGUUUUCCCGUGUAAACACUAGUUUUGAUUGGAGAAAAGAAGUCUAUCUGUCCUCUGCAAGUUUCUUCUACAGGGAGGUCUUCAAUUCCUUAUUCUUCUCAUGUUCUCAUACUGUUUUCUCUCUCUCUCUCUUACUACCUUGUACUUUACGUUGAACCCAAGGACAAAGAACACAAGAAGUCUAUGUACAUAGAUACCCACAUACUAUAUAAAGCAGAGAAGUAGAGUCUGAAUCACCACCACCUACAAGAAGAGAGAAUUCUCUCUCUCUCUGCCUCUCUCUCUUCAGUUGUGGUUCGAAAAAUGGAAAUUAGAAGUUUUUCAGAUAUAGGUUCGGCGAGGGUAACCUCGGAAAUAGUCUCCGAAAACGAGUCCUUCAUCGAAUACUCUGUUUUGACUAAAAAAUUGAGUCCAAUUCUCAGCGAGUUGAAGCAAUACAAGCUCAUGGACACCUCUCCGAUUCGAAAAGCCGUUGAAUCGCUCGAGACCGAGCUCGGACGAGCCAAGGCUUUGACGACGAGAAGAGGCAGCAGUAAACCCCCAUCGAAGAAACAAGUCGAAGAUGUGGCCCAGGGUCUAGGACGGUCGUUAGGCCUUGUGCUCUUCGCUAGUCGUGAUGUUCAGCUGCUUAGUAAAGAGAAGAUUGAGGCCUUGCGCAGAGAAAUGAUGAGCGUGAGGUUUGAUUUGAGCCCCGAAUCAGACUUUGUGAAUGAUGGGGAAACAGAUCAAACAGGGGAAACCGAUCAAACAGGGGAAACAGAGGGUGAAAUCGAGGAGGAAAUUGGACAGGAUAGAAUUACUCUGGAUAUUGGUGAUGUGGUUUUGCGGAUUAAGUAUGGAAAAGAUGACGAAUUUAAGUCCGCUCUUUCGGCCUUUAAUUCGAUGAUUAGGGAUCACAUGAUCACGAGCGAGUGGAUUAAUGAAGAGGGGGUAAUCCCAAUUCUGUUUAAUCGGUUGGGCACGAGUAAACAGAAUAAUCGGCUGACUAUAAUUCAGAUUCUAAGAAGCCUCGCUUCACAGAACGAUGGAAACAAGGAGAAGAUGGCAGAUGCUGGGUAUUUGACGACGUUGGUGAAAUCGUUGGUGCGGCAUGAGGAAGAGCAGCGGGAAGCUGUGGGGCUUUUGUCGAGCCUCUCGGAUGUUUCUGGGGUUAGAAGAAGGAUUGGGAGAGUUCAAGGGUGUAUAAUUAUGUUGGUUGCCAUUUUAAAUGGGGAUGAUCCGGUUGCUUCGGGUGAUGCAGGGAGUUUGCUGAGUGCUUUGUCUAGUAAUACACAGAAUGCUCUUCAUAUGGCAGAGGCUGGUUACUUCAAGCCCCUAGUGCAUUACCUAAAGGAAGGUUCAGACAUGAGCAAGAUCCUAAUGGCAACAGCACUUUCCAGAAUGAAACUCACAGAUCAAAGAAAAUCCUCCCUCGGUUCAGAUGGUGCAAUCGAACUGCUUGUCCAAAUGUUUCAAGGAGGAAAACUCGAAGCAAAACUGUUGGCCCUAAGCGCAUUGCAAAGCCUAUCAACCUUAAAAGAAAACAUCCAGCGUUUAAUCAGUAUCGGCAUCAUAUCCUCUCUCCUUCAGCUGCUCUUCUCCGUCACAUCCGUCCUCAUGACUCUCCGAGAACCAGCUUCCGCCAUUCUUGCUAAAAUAGCCGAAUCUGAUUCCAUUCUCGUUAACCAAGAAGUUGCUCAUCAAAUGCUUUCCCUUUUAAGCCUUUCUACUCCAGCAGUUCAAAACCACCUCCUACAAGCACUCAAUAGCAUUGCUACCCAUAAAAGUUCAUCCAAAGUCAGAAGGAAAAUGAAUGAAAACGGCGCUAUUCAGCUUCUGUUACCAUUUUUGGCCCACAAUAACACCAAAAUCAGGACCGGUGCUUUGGAUUUGCUAUACACUCUUUCCAAAGAUAUAUCAGAAGAGCUAACAGAACAGUUGGCGGAAACCAAUCUCAGUAUUAUUAUAAAUGUCGUAUUAUCCAGGGUAUCUGAGAGGGAAACGGCUGCUGCUGUUGGGAUACUAAGUAAUCUUCCAGUUAGUGACAAGAAAGUGACAGACAUAUUUAAGAAGGCAAACUUAAUACCCGUUCUGAUGUCUAUACUGUGUUCAAGCCCAGCAAAUUCAAUGCCCACGACGAGGUUGCUAGAAGAGAGCAUUGCGGGUGUAUUUCUCCGGUUUACAGUUCCUUCGGACAAGAAACUACAAGCAUUUUCUGUCCAACAAGGCGUGAUUCCUUUUCUUGUGAAGUUGCUCUCAAGUGAGUCCCUUCUCACGAAAUCUAGGGCUGCAACCUCCCUAUCUCAAUUAUCACAAAACACAAUGUCUCUCAAAAAGACCAAAACGAGGUGGUUGUGUGUCCCUCCUUCAGAUGUUGACUUUUGCGAAGUUCAUGAUUGUCGCUGCUCUGUAAAGGGCACAUUUUGUUUGGUCAAGGCAGGUGCUAUUCCGAAAAUGGUUCAAGUUUUGGAGAGUAAUGAAGGGGACACAGAUGAAGCCGUUUUGGGUGCCCUUGCUACGCUUUUGCAAGAUGAGACUUGGGAAAACGGAAGUAAUUACAUUGUCAAAGUAGCCGGUGUUCAGCCCUUUAUAAAAAUUCUAAAACAAGGCACGGUUAAGGCUCAGGAGAAGGCACUGUGGAUAUUGGAAAGAAUUUUCAGAGUGGACGCUCACCGCGUGGAGUUUGGAGAAUCUGCCCAGGUUUUGCUCAUUGAUUUGGCUCAAAAGGGUGAUCCAAAACUGAAAUCGGUGACUGCUAAGGUACUAGCACAUCUUGAGGUUCUGCAGCUUCAGUCCAGCUACUUCUGAGACAUUCGGUAUCAAAGUAAACAAGGUGGCGAACAUUUUUCUUUUCCUUUUUUCAUACAAAUUUAUACAAUAUUAUUCUUGGAGUAAAUCCUUUUAUUCUUUAUGGUAGGAGUGAAAGAAACGUAGCGAUCACAGGAAAACUAGUAUACUGAUUUAAAUACUAAAAAUUUCCAUUUUUCAUGCAAAUGAGAUGGUUCUGUACAAAUGGAUGUUGUUGCUGGCCUUGCUUUAGCUGUCCUUGUACUUUCACCAGUUCCAAAUGUUCAAUUUCAUUCCCUCUAA